UAAGAGCGAAGACGGCAGCCGAUUAUUCCAUUGACAUGAUGAAUGGUCUGCAAAAACUUCUGCUUUUUUUUGUUCUAACAUUUGAACAAAAUGCACUUGGAAGUCAAAUCAUCAUGGGGCAAAAGGUGGAGGACAACGACAUGCUGUACAUGGUGUCAGUGCAGAAUCAUCUCGGUCAUGUAUGUGGAGGUUUCCUGAUCAGUGACCAGUUUGUGCUGACCGCCGCACACUGUGACAGCGUGAAACCGACCAGUGUUGUUGUUGGCACCCACAAUCUGAAGGUGGUUGACGAUGAAAUGAGAUACGGGAUAAAGACAUGCAUACCCCCGUCUUUUGUUAAUGUACUGAAAUGGAAUGACAUUAUGCUUCUCAAAUUGUCUGAGAAAGUUCAACUGGGUGAAAAAAUCCAAACAGUCCCACUUCCAAAGUAUGAGAUCAAGAUGAAGGACAAGAAAGAAUGCAGGGUGGCUGGAUGGGGACUCAAUAGAACUCUUGAUGUAGUUUUUGAUCUGCAAGUGGUGGAUGUUCCCAUCAUUAAUCCAAAGGUCUGUAAGAAGGCUUGGAAAAGCCUUUCAAAGUUCUUCCCUGAUAACAUCCUGUGUGCAGGAGGGUAUGGUACAGAGAAAGGCACCUGUCUGGGUGAUUUUGGUGGACCACUGGUAUGCGAUGGGAUGGCGGUUGGCAUCAUGUCGUUGAAGAGAUUUGGAAUCUGUAACUACCCAGAUCUCCCCAACGUCUACACAGACGUCUCAAAAUUCCUUCCCUGGAUCAAUAAAAUUCUCAAACAAAACGGUUGUUAAAUAAAAGUAAACAAAGGUUUUGCUUCAGCAUAUUUUUUAUUAUUCAUUGCUGCUUCUUUUUCAUUUUCUUACUUAACCAAGUUGCAAAAUAAAGCAUUAAAAA
This is a messenger RNA of Thalassophryne amazonica, 903 nucleotides long. Its product is annotated as mast cell protease 8-like. Bases 36 to 800 code for a protein of 254 amino acids. Gene Ontology annotation, molecular function: serine-type endopeptidase activity. The transcript is spliced from 5 exons. Lineage: Eukaryota; Metazoa; Chordata; Actinopteri; Batrachoidiformes; Batrachoididae. Gene Ontology annotation, biological process: proteolysis. The record is from RefSeq and is a predicted model, not a curated record.